This is a messenger RNA of Caenorhabditis bovis, 759 nucleotides long. The record is from the annotation of a GenBank genome assembly. Lineage: Eukaryota; Metazoa; Nematoda; Chromadorea; Rhabditida; Rhabditidae.
AUGCUUCUUGAUGAACUGGACGCCAAUUUCAACACACGCAAUUUGUAUGAAGUGCUGCACACCAAAAAGGAAGCGACAGAGAAAGAGUUGAAAACCGCGUACUAUCGACAAUCGAUGAUAUGGCAUCCCGAUAAGGCGAGACUCAAGGAUGAAAGCGAGGAAACCAAAAAUGUGCAUACGGUGAAGUUUCAGCUGAUUCAGAAGGCUUAUGAGAUUCUUGCCGACGCUGAAAAGCGAAAAAUCUAUGAUGAAACAGGAUGUGUUGAUGAUGAUGAUACCAUUGACGCCGAAUCCUUUAAAGAAUCCUACACCAGAUGGAAAUCAAUAUUUAAAAAAGUGACGAAAGAGGAAAUCGAUGAGUUUCUCAAUCAAUAUAUCGGAUCAGCGGACCAUAAGGAUGAUAUUGUCAAGUAUUAUCGGCAAUUCGACGGCGAUUUGAACAAAAUGAUGGAAUUUGUGUAUGGCUUCGAGAAUAUUGAGCAAAUCAAGACGAUUCUCGACGAGUGCUUUGCGGAUGGAACACUGAAAAAGACGAGGAGGUAUAAUCAGACGUCGUCGGCGAGAGAGGAAGCGAAGAGGAAGAAGCGCGCCGAGAAGGAAGCGAAAGAAGCGGAGAAGAUUCUCAAAGAGAUGACACAAUCGACGGGCGUCACCGAUUUGAAGGCAAUGAUUCUGGCGAAGCGCGAGAAAGCCAAUAACGAUUUUUUGAGCUCGCUCGAGGAGAAAUAUGCUCCGAAAAAGAAGAAAAGCUCAAAAUGA